Messenger RNA from Magnolia sinica, 1449 nucleotides. Its product is annotated as thylakoid lumenal 29 kDa protein, chloroplastic. The record is from RefSeq and is a predicted model, not a curated record. Gene Ontology annotation, biological process: cellular response to oxidative stress; response to reactive oxygen species; hydrogen peroxide catabolic process. Gene Ontology annotation, molecular function: heme binding; peroxidase activity. Bases 85 to 1128 code for a protein of 347 amino acids. NCBI's taxonomy places the organism in Eukaryota, Viridiplantae, Streptophyta, Magnoliopsida, Magnoliales, Magnoliaceae. The transcript has 11 exons. Gene Ontology annotation, cellular component: chloroplast thylakoid membrane.
AAUCUGCAUUCUUGAAAGAAAGGAGUUUGGUGAAAAAACAAAGGGAAGGGAGGGGAGGUGUAUGAUCUGAAAGCAUUUGAAAAAAUGUCACUUCCAACCCUCUCUUUCAUCUCAACCCUCCCUUCUACCCUUCCUAUCUCUCAUCACCCAUCUCUCCCAACGACACCCAAAUGCAUUACUGGCACCAUUUUCUGUCGUAAAUUGGAAGGUUCACUUCAUGAUGAAGAUCGGUUUUGCCGAAGGGACAUUUUGAAAGGAUUCAGCACUAUCAUUGGCAUGGAAAUGAUAGCAAGCUCAGGAUCGUUCACGGAAAUGGCACAUGCUGCUGAUUUGAUCCAACGGAGACAGCGUUCCGAGUUUUUGUCAAGUAUUAAGGGGACCUUAUUUGCAGCUAUAAAGGGGAAUCCAGAGCUCAUCCCGUCCAUCCUGACACUAGCACUGAAUGAUGCCAUGACUUACGACAAGGCUACAAAGUCUGGGGGCCCAAAUGGAUCGAUCCGGUUCAGCUUGGAGAUAAGCAGACCUGAAAAUAAAGGGCUUUCAGCAGCUUUGAGUCUUCUGGAGGAAGCAAAAAAAGAAAUAGAUUCAUACUCCAAGGGGGGACCUCUUUCGUUUGCAGAUCUCAUCCAAUCUGCAGCACAAUCUGCAACAAAAAAUACCUUCCUGGCUUCAGCAAUCCGCAAAUGUGGGGGAAAUGAAGAGAAAGGGAACUUAGUAUACACCGCAUAUGGUUCAAAUGGUCAGUGGGGCUUGUUUGAUAGAGAAUUCGGGCGGGUGGAUUCUCAAGAACCAGACCCGGAGGGGAGGAUUCCACAGUGGGAGAAGGCAUCUGUCCAGAAAAUGAAAGACAAAUUCUCUGCCAUUGGCUUUGGGCCUCGCCAGCUUGCUGUUAUGUCUGCAUUUCUGGGACCUGACCAAUUGGCGACUGAGAGUCGAUUGGCAUCGGAUCCAGACGUUCUUCCAUGGGUCCAGAAAUAUCAGCGUAGCCGAGAAACCGUGUCUCAAACCGACUAUGAGGUUGAUCUGAUAACUACCCUCACAAAAUUAAGUCGCUUGGGCCAGCAAAUAAAUUAUGAGGCGUACACAUAUCCUGUCCAAAGGGUGGAUUUGAGCAAACUGAAAUUGUAAAAAAAAAUAACAAUAAAAUAAAAUAAAAUCAGAUGUAAGAAGCUCACCAGAGCCGGCUAAUUUUCAAAGAUUUUACAGAAUACUCGGUCGAAGCACUCAUAAGCAGCCUCUCAAGUUUUCUCAGUAACUUCUACUCAAUCUGCGUCGUUCUGUAUCAGCACUAGUCUGAUUCAUGAGUUUGUGAAAAAAUGCACUUGUUUUGAACUAUUUGUUUUCAGAGAAUGUAAUAUGUGCCACUCUAAUGAAUUGAAAUUGGCAUAGAGAUGAGCAGAAAUGCCAUGUUAUAGUUGUUUCUGCAGUGAGAUCAGGGAUUGAAAAUCA